Molecule: messenger RNA, 943 nt
Organism: Durotheca rogersii
Lineage: Eukaryota; Fungi; Ascomycota; Sordariomycetes; Xylariales; Xylariaceae
Exons: 2
Coding region: 99-695 (198 amino acids)
Source: RefSeq, a predicted model, not a curated record
ACCGUAUUGUCCAUUUCCUACCCCCGUGUGUAUGACUGCAUGCCCGUCGUCGAGAGUGAGCGCGGGGAGACCCGAACUCGGUGAGCACGAGGCUUAUUAUGGCGCGCAUACGGCAUGGAUGUAUGUACUUUAUCUACCUAUAUCUGUCUGGGAUGCCUGUGCCGUGCGUAUACGUACGUACCUACCUGCACCCAUACGCAGCCGCAAGCCGCAAGGACUGCGGACCGCCAGCGUUGGUUGGGGCUGGCGAGCCCCAGCCGGCCAGCCAGCCAGCCAGCCAGAGCCAGCACACAUGCCAUCAAAGUCCGUCCGUCAUUCCGUCGCUCAACUUUCGCCGCUCCCACCAUCCCGCGGCGUGGGGGUGUGUGCCUGAUAGAAAAAGCCCGGGAGAAGAAGAAAGGGGGAAGCCGAAGAGGAACGUGUCGGCGAUCCCUUCUUCCCUCGUGCCUCGUGUGUGUCUCUUCCUCCCGGUCCCGACGCGAACGGGUGCACGUAGGUAUGUAGGUCCUCCAUGCACGUACCUACGUACGCAGGUAGGCAAGGCAGGUGUUGAUGGCUCCUCGUCGCGCCGUUCGAACACGUCACAUCUCACAGUCGUGCCAGCGAGCGCGCACGCGCGCGCACACGUUUCCCCAGCUCGCAAACUCGCAACUGGCGACAACGUACGGGGCGAGGAGGCGUUUUCUUCGCUCUGACGACUUCCUACGAGGCCGGUUCAGGAGACGAGUCACGAGCGCGCUUUGCGCCUGGUGCUGGCCGUCGCGUCCGUUUGAACGUAAGACGAUUGAUGCGACGCCAGGCGAUAGGGGCGGUUUUCUUGGCCUUUAAGGGGAGAGGCCAGAUGGACCGGCGGGCUGGACGGGCUGGCCCGGUAACUACCCAAUGAGAAUGCGCGACGACCUCGGUCACGGUGAGGUUCUACACAUACAACGUAGUAUAUAUA